This is a messenger RNA of Oryctolagus cuniculus (rabbit), 1175 nucleotides long. The record is from RefSeq and is a predicted model, not a curated record. Lineage: Eukaryota; Metazoa; Chordata; Mammalia; Lagomorpha; Leporidae.
CUACAUCCAAGCCCAGUGUGCCAUCAUCAUGUUUGAUGUGACAUCCAGAGUGACCUACAAGAACGUGCCCAACUGGCACAGAGACCUGGUGCGCGUGUGUGAAAACAUCCCCAUCGUGCUGUGUGGCAACAAAGUGGACAUUAAGGACAGGAAAGUUAAGGCAAAGUCCAUUGUCUUCCACCGAAAGAAGAACCUUCAGUACUAUGAUAUUUCGGCCAAAAGUAACUACAACUUUGAAAAGCCCUUCCUCUGGCUUGCUAGAAAGCUCAUUGGAGACCCCAACUUGGAGUUCGUCGCCAUGCCCGCUCUUGCCCCACCAGAGGUGGUCAUGGACCCGGCCUUGGCGGCGCAGUAUGAGCACGACUUAGAGGUUGCUCAGACGACUGCUCUCCCCGACGAGGACGAUGACCUGUGAGUGCGUGAAGCUGGAGCCCGGCGUCAGAAGUCUAGUUUUAUAGGCAACUGUCCUGUGAUGUCAGCGGUGCAGCGUGUGUGCCACUCUUAUUACUAGCUAAGCAGAACAUGUGCUUCAUCUGUGGGUGCUGAAGGAGAUGAAUGGGCUUCGGAGUGAAUGUGGCAGUUAAAAAUACCUUCAUUUUUUGGACCUCUGCAUAUUUAGCUGUUUUGGAACGCAGUUGUUUUCUCUCAAGUUUCAAAUACAAGACUGCUAACAGUCACAUCACAAUAUUCAGUGGUGGAAUCUUGUUUGUUACUGUCAUUCCCAUUCCUUUUCGUUUAGAAUCAGAAUAAAGUUGUAUUUCAAAUAUCUAAGCAAACGAACUCAUCCCUUGUUUAUAAGCCUUUUAAAAUCACUGGAAUUGGAAAACGAUAUGAUGUUAGUUAUAUUUAAAUCAGGCUAGCUGUUAACUACCGGUUAAUUGGAAAUUAUAAUUUCUCCUUAUGUCUACUUUGUAUGUUGAAUCAUGUCACCAGCUAGGCAUGACAGGCGAUGGGUUGAGGUAGAAGUGUUAGUCCAGUCCAUCUUGGCCAGGUGGUGUCCCUGGGGAAGACCUGUCCGAACAAGUGAUGGUGAUUUGCACAUACAAGUAGCUAUUUUGAGGGUUAUGGUUGCUUUUACGAUAAAGGAAACCAUGUUUUAAUGUACACCUUCAAAUUUGGACGGUGCGGUUCAUAAUGGCAGCUUGAGGGGUUCUCUAUUAAAAAAUGAAAAUAAA